Cuscuta europaea is the source of this 2262-nucleotide messenger RNA. The record is from the annotation of a GenBank genome assembly. Lineage: Eukaryota; Viridiplantae; Streptophyta; Magnoliopsida; Solanales; Convolvulaceae.
AAUUGAUAAGGAGCUCUCAAUGGCACAAUAACAAUAAUGGUGUAUUGCCGUGUUGGUUAGAAAAACAAUAAUGAUUCGAUGAAAAACACAAAAUUGGAACCUACCAAACUGGUUAUUGCUCGGUCGAAUGCGGCGGCUAAUAUCAAUACCAAGAUUGGCGGGACCGGAAAUGUCAAAGGCAUCUUCUUCGCUUCUGCAGUAUGUAGUCUGGACUCUGUACCGGUCAAUUCCCAUUUGAUCAAUUCUAUCUCGCAUAGUUGAAUUCAUAUCCCGCACUGCACGGAUUCCAUUGUCAACCUUCUCUGCUCUCCCUUUUCAUUUUGUAGCUUGAGGAUUGAGCUUUCCUUUAAGUAAAGUACAGGAAGAUAUGGCAUCUAAUAAGUGGUGCAUGGAGAAAAGGGGCGCAGUCGACAAUGAAUCAGUUGGAGAAAGUGAAGCUGUAACCGAGACGGGCUGUCUUUCCAUUGUUGUUCUUGGUGCUUCUGGUGAUCUGGCAAAAAAGAAGACUUUUCCUGCUCUAUUCAACCUCUACCGCCAGGGAUUCUUGAAAUCUAACGAUGUUCACAUCUUUGGUUAUGCAAGGACCAAAAUUUCAGUUAAUGAAUUAAGAGAUCGGAUUUCUGGGUAUCUUUCCCCAGGGAAAGAGAAUCCCGAAUCUGUUUCAAGUUUUCUGCAACUGAUAAAAUAUAUAUGUGGCGGUUAUGACUCCAAGGAAGGUUUUCAGUCAUUAGAUAAGGCAAUAAGUGAGCAUGAAGUAUCAAAAAACAGCACAGAAGGAUCAGCCAGAAGGCUCUUUUACCUUGCACUUCCUCCAUCAGUUUAUCCAUCUGUGUGCAGAAUGAUAAAGUUGUAUUGCACGAAUAAAUCGGAUCUUGGUGGAUGGACCCGCGUCAUAGUUGAGAAGCCAUUUGGGAGAGAUUUAGCUUCAGCAGAGGAACUCAGUGCCCAGAUUGGAGAAUUAUUUGAGGAACCACAAAUUUAUCGCAUUGACCAUUACUUGGGGAAGGAGUUGGUUCAGAACUUGCUUGUGCUCCGCUUUGCCAAUCGUUUCUUUUUGCCUCUCUGGAACCGUGACAACAUUGACAGUGUACAGAUUGUAUUCAGAGAGGACUUUGGUACUGAAGGCCGUGGUGGAUAUUUUGAUCAAUAUGGGAUUAUUCGCGACAUCAUUCAAAACCACCUUUUGCAGGUUUUUUGCCUUGUUGCCAUGGAAAAGCCUAUUUCUCUGAAGCCUGAGCAUAUCCGGGAUGAGAAAGUGAAGGUACUUCAAUCGGUGAACCCAAUAAAAGACGAAGAGGUUGUUCUUGGACAAUAUGAGGGCUAUAGGGAUGAUCCGACAGUUCCUAAAAACUCAAACACUCCAACUUUUGCUACAAUGGUACUGCGUGUGCACAACGAAAGAUGGGAAGGUGUGCCAUUUAUACUGAAGGCAGGGAAAGCACUGAAUUCUAGAAAAGCAGAAAUACGUAUCCAAUUUAAGGAAGUUCCUGGUGAUAUAUUCAAGUGUCAAAAGCAAGGAAGGAAUGAAUUUGUUAUACGUCUUCAGCCUUCAGAAGCUAUGUACAUGAAACUUACGGUCAAGCAACCUGGAUUGGAAAUGUCAACUGUUCAGAGUGAACUAGACUUGUCGUACGGGCAACGUUAUCAAGGGGUCACCAUUCCUGAGGCUUAUGAGCGCCUUAUACUUGACACAAUAAGGGGGGAUCAGCAGCAUUUUGUUCGCAGGGACGAGCUCAAGGUGGCUUGGGAGAUAUUCACCCCAGUAUUGCACAGGAUUGACAAUGGAGAGUUUAAACCCACAGCUUACAAGCCAGGCAGCCGUGGCCCUGCAGAAGCGGACGCUUUGCUUAAAAGGGUAGGCUAUGCUCAAACACAUGGUUAUAUAUGGAUCCCUCCUACCUUGUAAUAUCACUACACGUAUCCAGAGUAUAUACAAACAAACACAAAGCGAAGUCCUCAUUGAUCACCCAAACUGUGGGAUGCCUGCAAUAAUCUUCAAUCAUCUUAUUGCUUGCUAAAAUUCUAAUAAUAAACAGCAUAUUUUAGGGCAAGGCAUGUAACAUUGUUGUUCUUUGUUGUUGUUAAUACUAUUUAUUGCUAUAACGAUGAAUUGAAUAUUUAUACAUGUCUGUAUUUCUUAACUUUCAUUCUAGGAAAUUUCCCAUUUCUUGAAACUUUGCCGGCUGGUGUGGUUGUAAUAUUUUUAAAAUAAAAUAAUACGUAGUGAAAAGUGUGCUCAAUAUAUAUAGAACAAAGUAAGAU